Molecule: messenger RNA, 2070 nt
Organism: Blastomyces gilchristii SLH14081
Lineage: Eukaryota; Fungi; Ascomycota; Eurotiomycetes; Onygenales; Ajellomycetaceae
Exons: 3
Coding region: 65-1573 (502 amino acids)
Cellular component (GO): nucleus
Molecular function (GO): zinc ion binding
Source: RefSeq, a predicted model, not a curated record
GCAAAGUGCAUGUAAUAAUGUACCAAGCGAGAGCAUUAUUGGUUGUUCUUGGGAUGGAAGCUGGAUGAGCUUGAUAAAGCCGGCCAAGUCACAUGAUGCCAAAUGCACUCUGCUUGGGUUAUUUAACCAUCUCACAACACAUGCGAACAACACCCCGGGGAGCUUUGAAACGCCCAACAUCAGCAAGAUGUCUUACGCGCUGGCUACCAAGAAGCGGAAAUUUCACAGGGUUCUUGACUCGCUGUCCGGCGCCAAUGUACAGAAACCUUCCAAUGCAGACUCUUCGACAGCCAAAGAUGCCUCUCCCACCCCAGCGAAAUAUCCAACUAUCAAAAAGGUACGGUUGGCUUCGUCGGGCUCCGUAACCGACUCCGAGGAUAUGAUUAUUAGGCCUUCCGUGUCGAAUAUACCCCGACACUCCUCUCUGUCCCCGUCAUCACAGCAGCGCCCAAAUUUCGUACCAUGGGACCGUGAGCGAUUUCUCGAGCGGCUCGAGACGUUCCGCAGGGUAGAUCGAUGGUCGCCAAAGCCAGCUGCCAUAAAUGAGGUUCAAUGGGCAAAGCGCGGGUGGUCGUGCGUGGAUGUUAUGCGGGUAGAAUGUGUGGGUGGCUGUGGUCGUGCUGUUGUUGUGAAGUUGCCAGAAGAGGUGGAUGAUGUGGGCGACGAUGAUACUGACAAAAUUAUUGAGCGGAGGGAAGUUGAGGCUAGAUUGGUGGAGGAAUAUUCCAAACGAAUAGCAGCUGGCCAUGCGGAACGUUGUCCGUGGCGGAAAAGUGGAUGCGAUGACACUAUUCAGAGGCUGCCGCUCACAAAUCCGGAAACAGCAGUAAAUGGUCUACAUGCGCGUUAUUUGAAUCUUGCCCGUCUCGAGUCUAAAUUACCCUCAAUCGAAAACAUCGAACCGCCGUCUAAACUGGAUUUAGACGGAACCAUCAGUAUAUUACCUCCGGCAUUGCUAGGUGGUAACCUAGAGCCCGAAACACAGAGAGAAACACGAAGAGAAACUACCAACAAUACCCCCCAGCCAGCCACCAAGAAUGGCGAUAGUCACGGCAAUAUAUCUUCUCAGAAGAUAGGAGCCGAACUAAAUAAAGCGGCGUUUGUACUUGCGGCUUUUGGCUGGGAUGCUGGCCCCGAUGUUGGCGCAGGCUUAGCAACAUGCGGUGCCUGUUUCCGCCGGCUGGGAUUGUGGAUGUAUAAACCCAAGGAGGAUGGGAGUGUUUCUGUGUACACUAAACUCGACGUCGUUGAUGAGCAUAUGGAUUACUGCCCAUGGGUCAAUCCGAAAACGCAGAGUGGUGGCGGGAAACCUGGCUUACAUGGUUUCAACGGUAAACCGCAGAGCGGCUGGGAGAUUUUGAGCCAGGCGAUUAAGACUAUGCAUCGUCGACGGACGAGAUGUGAUGUGCCAUCAACUUCCGCUGAGAUAACUAGUCAGGAAUCUCUGGCAAGUCCUGGAGAAGCUAAGGUUGAUGACGAUGAAACGCAGAAACUACGGGAUAGAGAAUGGUGGACUAAACUGCGGAGAGUGAGGCAGUCAUUACACGUGAAGGGGCUGAAGAAAACGAAAUGAGCUGCUGGGGAUACGAGAAUUAUAUCACUUGGUUAAUAAUGACGAUCCGAUCUUUGGCAUAUUUUCAAGCGGGCCUUUCUUGUUGGUUUUGCGAUUCCUCUGGUUUGCUUUUCCAGGCAUGUAUAUUACAUUUAUACCCAUCAUGUUCAUUCAGCGUCCAAUUUCCAUCGAGUGUUAUGAUCUCAAUAUUCUGCUGCUUUCUCCAAUGGCAACGUUUCUUGAGCUCUGUGGCUGAAAUCCACCACGUAGAUACCUCCAUCGAUGUACAGUACCGUCUCAUAAGUUUGAGACUUUUGUGAUUUCCAGACAAAUAGUGUGCCGUGAUAUUUAAAUCUCAUUUAUCUCUAUUCUUCUUACAUAUUUUCUUUAAACUAAUAGUAACUAGCUCUAUUCUAUUCAUGUGUUUUCUAUUCUAUCUAUUACAAUGUCAAAUUGGGUGACUGCAGCAGUGAUUAGAGACAAAUGAAUGAUAUACAAAAUAUUGUAAUUUGGGAACU